Molecule: messenger RNA, 6682 nt
Organism: Caenorhabditis auriculariae
Lineage: Eukaryota; Metazoa; Nematoda; Chromadorea; Rhabditida; Rhabditidae
Source: the annotation of a GenBank genome assembly
AUGUCGAAACAUUGCAGUGUUUUGCAUUGUAAGUUUUUCGUCUUUUAACAUAUUUUUAAUAAUGAGAUGCUCGUUUUUAAGAUGAUAUAUUCGUUUUUAUUUUGCAGACAAUGCCAAAUUUUCGCGGAUCGCGGCGAAUAUCUUGCUGUUCGCGACAAAGCUUUCGCAGCUUUUUCGCGAAUGCUCGCAUAAGGAAGGAAAUGAAGGAAAGUGAUGCGCUACUGCAUCUUCUGAAAGUCGUGGUGAGGAACAAUUAUUAUUGGAUAGUAAGAAAUGAAAUUGUUUAAAGGCGAAAAAUAGCCGAUCUGGGUCCACGGGAGUGUACGAGACGCUGAACAGUCAAGGUCGCUUCUCGAACUCGCUGCAGUUCCACCUCCAAUGGGCUGAAUCACACGGCCAAAAAAAAGACCUGGAAGGCUUCAAAAAGGUUUUUCCUGUUCAGAUUUGAAGGUUAAAAUCGUUUUUAUAGGUAUUGGAUUUGGCUCGAGAUCGCCUCGUCGGCAAACAAUCGCUCGAAAAUUUGGAAUCCGGAUUCAGGUCAGUUUCUUUAUUCUUGAUUAAUAAAUGGAGUUUUGCAGGGAUUUGGCCGACGAAUACUUCCCCGGCGACGUCGACAAACUUUUCAGUCAAAUGGACGACACGAACAUCAUUUUUAAGCCGCUGACACCGAACGGAAAUCAAAGAAAAGGUUGGAAGUUAUUUGUUUGCCUUAAGAAUGUCUUUUUUUCUCAUCAGGUCGACGUCGAUCCUCGGUGGCGAUUCUCCAGAGGGCAGCUGCCUCUUCGAAUCCGACGGCCGUCGUCUCUUCUUUCGGCCCAAAGAGUCAGUUUUUGGUAUUCUUUCUUUUUUAAAACUUGGUUUGGGGUUUCUCAAAAACACAUGGGCCAGUAGAUGAAGUUUCAUGUUGAUUAUCGAUCUAAUAUCGGAAAUGUGUGUGAAAUUAUCCCAGCUCGAUAAUAAAGAAUUCGAUUUGUCGGUGGUAUGAAAAAAACACCAGCGAAAAUUCAAACGGCGAUUUUUCCGAUUUUUUCAUAUCGCUAGGGAACUUUCCGACGGCCACCUUUCCGACGAAAUUUUUUCCGACUUUUUUUCUCGAUAAAAUCUUCGUUCUAAAACUUCCUAUAUAAAGUAAGUAGUUGGUUCAUGAUUAAAACACAAAGAAAUAGGAAAAAAAUGUUUAUAGAUGUUUUAUAAACAUAAAAACAUAAGGGAAAAAAGUCGGAAAAAGAUUCGUCGGAAAGGUGGCCGUCAGAAAGUUCACUAGCGAUAUGAAAAAAUCGGAAAAGUCGUUUUUUGAAAUUUCGCUGGUGUUUUUUUCAUACCACCGAUUUGUAAUAAGGCCUGCUCUCAUUUAAGAAUUUUUGCGAUUUUUUAUUAAAUAUUUUUGCAAAUUUGUUGAAGAUUAUCCCUCGAAAAAAUUUCUAAUGCGGAAAAUUUGAACAAAAGAAGUAGGCAUAUAAAGGUUUUUCUUUCAAAUCCAAUCCGUUUUUUUCUUAAUAUAAUAUUUUAACAUAAUUUUGAGCCACCUUGUGAAUUUUCAUUUUCAGCUAGAACCUUGAUCCGACCAGAGUUCAUCUGCAGAUCAGACGGCUAUUUCGGAAUUUCAGUGGAGGAAUUUCGAGCCGCACAGUUAUCCGAUGACCAGGUACCACCAGAAAUUUCAUCUCAAAAUAGAUUUUUUGUUUUUGUUUUAAUAUGACAUUUAGAUCUCAAUAAAAUUUUCCAGGGAGGAGAUAUGGACAUUACUGAGAUGGAAGAAGCUCAUAAUCCACAGAACGGCCAGACGAGACGCGAUUCUGGAAUCGUCAAGAAUAUUUUCGAGUAUUAUCUCUACUUUUCGGGCUUUUUUAUCCUUUUUUCUCAGGCCCUUAAAGACGAAUAGCGAUGCAGUCAUCCAGAGAAUGAAGGAGAUCGAAGUUUGUCUUUUUUUAAAAAUUAUUUUCACUUUUUAAACGUUUAUCGUUGGCUUUUCCAAAGACGCGUGUGUUGUUCAUGACCUAAAAAUAGAAUCGGAAACGAAUUUUUCACCAAGAAACCUCUAUUAAAUUUAUCUAUGCUUAUCUUAUAUUUUCGAACAAAUGAACAUAAAUUGCUGAGAACGGCUAAAAUAUGUUAGUUUCAGAAAGAAAACCGACGACGCAAGAUGUCGCAAAUCGAGGAAGAACAAAAAUCGGAGAAAACUUUGGACGACUCUCUUCUGGACAGUACCGACGACAAAAGACCGCGUUUCCACUCGCCGUUGGCUCCUGCCAAAACAAAAUCGAACGGUUUGAAAACAAAAUUCAUUUUUUUGAUUAGCAUAGUCUUGCAGUUUCGAGCCUCAGGGAUAAGACGAUCGUGUUGUCCUCGGACUCGGCGAGAUCUGGGACUGCUGCGGACAGGACGCUGGGCGUCGAUUCCAGUUUCACGCUCGAAAAUGUUCAUUCGGCGCAGAAGGGCGGUUUAUCCACGAAAGAAGGUCGCAAAACGGAGAGAACUUCAAUAUUUUCGUUUAUUUUUUUAGGUCGAACCUCUUCGCAAAAGCCGGAGAUUUCGUUUACUGAGACGGCCUACAACGAAGCGCGUGCCCUUUUCUCCGACACUGUUCAUCUCAAAGGCACGAUUCUUUCAAAUUUUUAGUGCUAGUAAAAAAAAAACUAUUUUUCGGAUCUCUUUUUUGGAUCUCUUCAUUUUUCGAGAAUUUCUUUAGGAGGCAUGGCUUUUUGUCCUUCGAGUAUAAAAAAUUCUUUCUUAUUCAUGCUGCUAUUUAAAUAUCACAUAUUGUAGACGGACGGUUCUUUCUAUCAGACCUACCAGACGGUUCUUAAUGCGAAAAUUUGAAAAAAAAAACCAUUACAAGUCGUGUUAUAUAAGGUCUAUUUGACAAUGAUGAUAAGGACUCCCUUCAGACGGUUCGGGAGGUGAGGAGGAUUUGACGACGGCCGUCAAGGGCAAAUCGCCGCCCGUCGAGGAAUCGUUCGACGUGCUCGACGAUCCAGAUCCAACGAUGCUCGUUCAUUCGGAGAAGCGUCAGUCCGACGUGUCAGUGUCCUCUUAGUUUCUCCUCAAUUCGACCGAUCUCUAGGCCAUCUUCUGGUUUGAACGUCGUCUUUGACCUCGAGUCUUCUGAAGAGUCUCCUCUUCUGAAGAGCGACGAAAUCGAACAAAUCGCCUCGCCAAUUGAACCUCAUCCACGUCAGUUUUCGUUUCAAGAUUUCUUUUUGAAAUUCAAAAUGUAUACUCCGAAGCAAAAGAAAAACUUAGCUUCAGCAUUUUUUUUUUCAAGUAUUUUUCAGCCUUUGUAAAAAUAAAAACUUUCAGACGGCGCCGAUGAGAGCAUUAUCAUGGGAAAUUUUUUCCGAAGGUCUGGAAUCUCGGCUGUAACCUCAACGCCAAUGGAAUCUGGUAUAUUCGUUUCGGCAGAAGGUUAUUUCUUUUCCUUUACUAUGAAGAUCAUCUACAUUCGUUUCAGAAUUCUUCGGGAAUUCGCAUGCAAACGAUGUUUUAAAAAGCAAGCAUGAAGACGACGACGGCGUCUUCGCGAUGCCAAAGAUGCCCCCAGCUGGCUUCAGAGUUCGUUUUUCUUUCUUCUCAAAAGUAUUCAAUCGCUUAUCUUUGCUUCAAAAUAUCAAAAAAAAAUAUAUAUAGUUACGUCCUGAUGUUUAAUAUUACUUUUUUUUUGCCAAAACUUUUUCCAUGGGGCUGGAGCGUAUUUUCAUACCUAUUUUACACGAUUUUCAUGAGCCAUUUUCUUCUUGCGAUUUAAUCUAUUACUGUACUUGCCUCCAUAAUAAAACCGUAAUAAAAUAUUCCUUUUUUGAAAAAGCUGAUUAUUUUUUUCUUUCAGAGACAAUCCUUGGCCAACACCACCAGAACGAACACCGCUCUCAGUGUCAAGAACGAAUCGCAGAACAAGGGCAAAAGUUCGAGUGCACUGGAAAAGGACAUUUCGGUCUCUGACGUCCUGGAAAGCGACAUCCGGCGACUGAGCAUCGGUGGCGUCGAAAAUAUCUCUCAGAAGACCGCCGAAGUCGAUCUCAAUGAAACGACCGGCGAAUCGAAACGUCGCAGAAGGUUUUUGGAAGGUCUGAAAGGUGUUCUGAAAUAACUUGAUUGCAGUGAGGUCAUCACCGGCAUGAAUCCCUGGGAUCCGAGCAUCCGGAAGAAGAUCAUGGCCUCCGUCCGACCGCCAACUCAUCUCCAUGAAUUCGAAGUACGAAAACCGUGACUUUUUUUUUGGGAAGUGGUAUUGACAGCUCUCUAGUUGGCGCGGAAAAUAGAAACGAGUUUUUUUUGUUCAAGCCUCUUUCGGUAUAUGAGAUAAUCGAUUAAUAGCACACAAAUGUGGAAUAAAAUUGUUUAGAAUCAUUAGCAGCUUUUAUCACUAGCAUUGUAAUUGUAAUAAAAUGUUCAAGGGAAUCUGUCCAAAAGUUCAAGCGAUGCGCGAUUUGACGGUCAGCGGAGAAAACGUGCAGAUUCUGACGUUGAUCGGACAAGGCGGCUACGCCAAGGUGUACAAGGGAAAGCUGGAGGACGACACUUGCAUCGCCGUCAAGGUAGCAUACUAGGGAACUAAUCGUCGGAAACUCCCCUCGGUUUGCAGUACGAGGUUCCGUCAUGCGCCUGGGAAGUCUACGCCUGCGACCAGAUACGUCAUCGGCUCCUGAAGAACGCCAACGCCGACCUCGUCAACAUCUCCAACAAUGCCGUCAUGCAGGUCCCUCCUAUCAUUUUCUCUCCUCUGGACAGAAAAGUCUUCAGAUCACGGAGGCCUACAUCUACAAAAACGCGUCGUUGAUUUUCAACGCUUUCCAUGAAUAUGGUACCUUGCUGGUGAGUUUCCAGAUUUUAUGUUUUGGUUUUUAAAAAUUAAUUCGUGUUUCAGCUAGGUAUUUUUUAUUUGGAAGCUCUCACAGUAUUUAUUUUACUGAGAAGAUACAUUUGAAACUUCAGCGCUUUUCAAAUAUUGGAUCUAUCAGUUUUCAAUUAUUUCCUUGCACAGCUUACUGUUGUUUAGAAAGAAUGAUCGUGUUUAAUUUCUUCCAAUUUUUGGCAGAACUUCCAAUUUUGCUAUGUCAAAAGUUAGGAGCUUGUGGUCAAAUUUAAAAGAAGGAAGUUGUUUUUGGAACUAACUGAAGUACUAAAGUUUACGAAUCACAGGACCUGACGAACUCUGUGCACGAUCCUCAUUGGAUGCACGUUCUGUUCGUUGCGAUCCAGAUGGCGCGAAUCGUGCGUUCCGUCCACGGCACUAUGAUUGUCCACGGCGACAUCAAACCCGACAACUUCAUGAUCACCAAGAAGUUGUUCAGCUCCUCGAAGCCCCUGAAAAACAAAGACUUACUCAGGAUCGACGCGGAGUUGUCGUCGGCGGACGUCCUGGACGACUACGUCAUCAAGCUCAUCGACUGGGGCAGAUCCAUCGACCUCGCCUCCUUCCGAGACAGCACUUUCAAGGGUCGCGCAGGCACGGAGUGUUUCGACUGUCCGGAGAUGAUUGUCAGUUUUUGAUCAGAGCAAAGAAAUUAAGUAUAAUUUGUCUAAUUCUCGAUUAGACGAAAGCGCAAUUUUCUUCAAAAAGACUGAAGAGCUUAUGAAAAGUUAUAUCAAUAAUACUUAUUGACAGAUCAACGUAAUCUUCGUAUAAUGGUAGAUUGACCAGAAAAUUUUCUGGUUUCAAUCCAGAACUAUUCAAAUUACACAAGGUUUUUUUCAAAAUUCUGGCGGAUAUUUUGACUUUUGCGGAAUCAAUCUGGACACGGCAUCAUGAAAAUAAAUUUUGAUCUUCGCUGAAUUUGGAAAAAUGUAAACUUUGACGUAAGCUCUCAGAAGAUUCAAAAAAGCAAGACUGAAUGAUCAAAAUUAUCGGAAGAGAAAUAGAAGUAGAAUGAUCCAUCUCAACGAGAAAGAUCAAGAUGAUGCGCAUAUCACUUUGAAAAUCUUUGGAAAACAUCAAAGUAAUUGCAGGACGGACGCCCUUGGACAUACCAACCGGACUAUUUCGGCUACAUCGCCAGUGUUGUUCUUAUCGCGACCGGAAAGUAUGAAAGUCUGAAGGUGGACGGCUUCAGUCUGGGCGAAUACAGACUUCCGGCUGUCAUUAAAAGGUCGAAAUCGUCUUUUUUUUAUUUUUGUCUCUAUCAAUGUCCUUUCAAGACGUUUGGUUAUUCGGGACAUGCUAACCGAAAUGAUUCAUCAGUUCCUCAACAUCCCAUCCUGCAACGAGUUGCCCAGCUGGGAUGCUGUCAUCGAGGUAAAAAUUUUAUAAAGGGGCUUAUCUAGGCUGAUUUGAAACGGAGAAACAGGCGUUUUCGAGUUUUAUGAUUUUUUUGAGAUAAAAAUGGACAUCGAGCACAGAUUUUGAGGAUACUGUGAUUAGAAGGUCUGAGCUAGGAGAAAUUUCAAGAUUCUUAUCUCAGACAAAAAAAUCUCGAGUUUCAACCAAAAUUCCUCACAAAAUUUAUAACAUUUAUCUUCAGUUUUAAAAGAACCUCUGAGCCAUUAUUGCGCGUUCGUUCGGUGGAAAAAAAAAUCAGAAAAUCGAAUUUACUUUUUCGAAUCGGCUAUUUCUUUGCAUGCCGACGGAUUCUACUCGGUUUUUCAGAAGAUGGAGAGUUUCUGGCACGCGAAUUUCACGGCGGUCGAAUGGCGAAGCGUCGUCGGCAGGUUCAACGGCGCGAUCAGCAGUUUCGCGACUCGCUGA